Molecule: messenger RNA, 1568 nt
Organism: Pimephales promelas (fathead minnow)
Lineage: Eukaryota; Metazoa; Chordata; Actinopteri; Cypriniformes; Leuciscidae
Source: RefSeq, a predicted model, not a curated record
UUCUAGAGAUGACGUAGAGAAAUGGCGCCAUCCAGCGCUUGUCAGAAGUGAAACUGUCCUAUACAAAAGCUUGAAAAAACAACAACUACACGAUAACAGUCUGGAGUGAGCAACGGAGCAAAACCCAUGAGCAAAACACGUGUUGCCUACUCUUCCAAACUUUGAAAUUUGUAUUUUGUAACAUUCCUCAAUUCGCCCUCAAAGGACAUGUCUAUCCUGUUGUCAGUGCUGGCCGGUGUGCUGGCCGUGUACAUACUGCUCUAUUACACCGUGUUUAAAGGAGCUAGAUUUAAGAGCAGUGUCUCGUUAAAGGGUAAAACAGCAAUUGUAACAGGAAGUAAUACAGGCAUUGGAAAACCCACAGCCUUGGAUCUAGCCAAGAGAGGGGCCAGAGUGAUCCUCGCCUGCCGAAACAAACAGAAAGCUGAAGCUGCAGUUUAUGACAUAAGAAAGGAAAGUGGGAACUCCCAGGUACUGUUCAUGCCACUGGACCUGGCCAGUUUAAAGUCAGUGCGAGAUUUUGCUGAGACUUUUCUGAAGAGUGAACCGAGGCUGGACUUGCUCAUUAACAAUGCAGGUGUUAUCGCAUCAGGCAAAACUGACGAUGGCUUUGGCAUGGCGUUCGGCGUCAACCACCUGGGCCACUUUUUGCUGACGCUGUUGCUGUUGGAUCGUCUGAAGCAGGCAGAGCACAGCCGCGUUGUCAACGUGUCCGCCCUUCUGCAUCGGUUGGGUUCUGUGGACUUCAACCUCCUCAACACCCACAAGGAUCUGGUCACAGGUCAGUCUUCCUGGUACGCAUUCAGAGCCUACUGCCACAGCAAACUCUGCAAUGUGCUCUUUACCCGUGAGCUCGCAAACCGCUUGGAAGGAACAAGUGUCACCUGCUAUUGCCUGCAUCCAGGUGUCAUAGCCACUGAGAUUGGUCGAAAUAUGGGUUUGGUGCAGAAGCUGGUUUACCCGAUCAUGUCCAAGCUGUUUUUCCUGGACCCUGAGGGAGGUGCGCAGACCACACUAUACUGUGCUUUGCAGGAGGGACUCGAGCCUCUGAGUGGACGCUACUUCUCUUCCUGCGCUCUGCAGAAUGUUAGCGCUGACGGACGGGACGAUGCCCUGGCCAGGAAGCUUUGGGAAGUGAGCGAGAGGCUGUGUGGCCUAGCUUAAGUCAGCACAUGCAGGUUUGUGGAACAAUAGAACUCCACACACACAAGCAUUAUGAGUAUACGCUGUUGAGGUUCUUCAUUUAAUUCAAAGGUGCACAUGUAGCUGAGGUGGCUGGUUUUUGCAUUUAAUAUAUAUAUAUUGUUUUAAAAUAUUUUGUUGCUUUACAUUAAUACAAUAAUAUAAAUUAGGGGUUCACACUCGUAUUUCAUUUCUGCUUGAUACCAUAACCUGAUCAUUUAUUUGUGUUAUGGACCUAUACAUUGAUGUAAAUUGUCUUACCUGAUUUAGGCAUCAGAACAUUAUAAUGUUCAGAAUGAAAUAUGGAUAUUCGUUUUGAGAUUUGUAAAGAUUAUAUCUAACAUUAUUAUUAUUAAAUUAUUAUUAUUUUUUUAAGAUUGACUAAA